This is a messenger RNA of Helianthus annuus (common sunflower), 1666 nucleotides long. RefSeq lists its product as uncharacterized. Lineage: Eukaryota; Viridiplantae; Streptophyta; Magnoliopsida; Asterales; Asteraceae. The transcript is spliced from 2 exons. The record is from RefSeq and is a predicted model, not a curated record. Bases 627 to 1646 code for a protein of 339 amino acids.
GUGCUACAUAUGUUGGAUGUAAUGAGUGUUACAUGUCAAAUAAUCGAAGGGGUAUUUUGUACUUGUAGCAUAGUAUGAGGGUUGCUAAUGUAAGUCGAAAUAUAAACGUUCAUUCACUUGAACAAUGGGAAGAAGAGAAUGAACUAUCGAUGAUGAAUUGAGAAACUUCUCCUCUUUUGUGUUCGUAACAAUGAGUAAUGAUCCAAACGAUAAAACUGGUACAAGGUGUUUGACAAAAUACCUGAAAGAAAUUUUGAAGUCGGAUCUGAAUGUUCUGAAGAGUAUUCAAACGAAAUGAAAAGUUCAAUGGAUAAUGAUGCUAUAGGAACAAAAAAUGAAACUGUUGAUUUUGAAAUGAGAUGUUAAUGGUUGAUUUUGAAGGUUUGUUUUCAUGAUAUGUUCGAUGUAAUGAGUAAAUGAAAAGGUUAGGCAGCUAAGACCCUUUCGUUCGCAGGUCGUGUGACGCUGGCCAAAUCAGUCUUAGGCAGCAUCUCUUCCUACUUUCUUGGGAUUUUUAAGGCUCCAAAAGCGGUCCUUAAAACUCUUGAGGGAAUUAGGAGGAAGUUUGUCUGGGGCCCGGCCAAGUGGGAUCCAGGAAUAAAAUUUGUUGGGUUCGGUGGAAUAAGAUGUUGCGGGCAAAGGGACAAGGUGGGCUUGGGAUAGGCGGGUUGGAGUCUUUUAAUUUGGCUAUGGUGGCCAAACGGUGGUGGCGCAUUAGGGAUGAACCGUAUCAGCUGUGGGCUCGAGUUAUCGCAGCUAUACACGGGCCAGUUAAAGGGAAUUUAAUGGUCCCUUUGAAUAAAAACAUUUCGGGUUGGUGGAAGGACAUUACGGGUGUCGAUGGGAACCUAGAGAAGAUGGGUAUUAGCAUCAAUGACCAAUUCGGAGUGAAAAUGGAUAACGGAAUGAAGACGAGUAUGUGGUUUGAUAACUGGAUUGGGUGCGGUCCGUUAAAAAUGUUAUUUCCUAACGUUUUUAAACUUGCAUCAGACAAAACUGCAUUGGUUUCUUCCUGUUUCGAUGUAACAGGCGGUACCUGUCAAUGGCGUUGGGCUUGGGUUAAACACCCAAACUCCAAUGCAGAGUGGGCCGAACUCGGAAACCUUAUGAGUUUGCUUCAACAGCAGCAGUUUUCGGGCGAAGAAGAUCAUUGGGUUUGGGCGAACAAAGCCGGAGAGCAGUUUUCAACAAAGAGUAUUCGGGCUGAGAUCGAUGUUAAAGCUUCAGUUUUCACGGAUGGAGGCAAGUUUCACUGGAAUGCUUGGGCCCCGCUAAAGGUCAAUUAUCAUGCAUGGAGGGCGGAGUCGGGUAAGGUGGCAACUAAGGUAGACUUAGCAAACAAAGGCGUUCACUUGACUGAGCUAAAAUGCAGCAGAUGCUAUCUCCGUGACGAAACGACCGAUCACAUUUUUGCAGAUUGCCUAUGGGCAAAAAGUGUGUGGUGGAAUAUUUGUCGCUGGAUGAAGAUUCCGGUUCUAAGCGACGGGCUAUCAGCUGCACAGAUUCUGACGCAUGUUCAGUCUCAGGUCGGUUCCAAGAGAUGGAAACGGGUCUUCAUCUCGUCACUCUGGGCAGCCUUUGGCGGUUGUGGUUUAAAUCCAUUUUUUUGCAAGGUUUCUAAAUCUGUUAAAUGCAAUUGUUUUUAAUAUAUUCCAUUGAGCAUCAA